CCCUUCACUCUGUUUUCUCCUCCGUCUCUUCCCUUUUUUCCAUCAAUCCUUCACCCAAAAUUUUCCCGGAAACAUCUCGAACCCAUCGCCGUCGCUGUCGCCAAGAGCUUGUGGUUACUCCAAUGGAAGAUGGGUUUGGGAUGAGACUUAUCCAUUCCACUCUUACGCCGAGAAUUGCCCCUUCGCUGAUACUGGAUUCCGGUGCGCCCAAAAUGGUCGGAAUGAUGACGGUUACCGAAGCGGUAGCGGCAGACGGACGGCUCCGAUAUCCCGAGAGGUUACUAUUUCCAAGAAGAGGAGAGAUUGAAUAUGGAUGUAAUGGAAGCAUUUCGUGGGUCGCUACAGACAUCGAAGCGUUGGGUGGAGGAACAUUUGGAUCCAAACUGAACUUGAGUUUUCUUUCGAAGGCAUUCUCCUGUUCAUUAAGGGUAAAUUAUAGUCAUGUUCAUGAUGAGCCUAGAUGACUGAAUUUUGCUGGAGGGAGCAGUCA
This is a messenger RNA of Cucurbita maxima (winter squash), 490 nucleotides long. RefSeq lists its product as uncharacterized. The record is from RefSeq and is a predicted model, not a curated record. NCBI's taxonomy places the organism in Eukaryota, Viridiplantae, Streptophyta, Magnoliopsida, Cucurbitales, Cucurbitaceae. The coding region runs from base 123 to 464 and encodes 113 amino acids. The transcript is spliced from 2 exons.